AUGAAUACACCUCCUGCAGAUAUUGCUCCAACAUUACCACCACCACAGCCUAUCUCACUCAAUGACAUUCUUACAAAGUAUACCGAGAAGCCUGAUCUGCUUGAAUUGAUCCUUCUAAGCAAGGUGGAGGAAGAUCGUCGACGAACAGAAGAAAUCAAAUUGCGUAGCAAGCAAAUUGAUUACAUGUUGCAAAAGCAGCAUCCAUCAUCUUGUUGUUCUUCAUCAUCGCCUUCCAUGACACACCCACCAGCAUUGCGACAACAACAACAACCCACAUCAUCAUCACCUUUACAUCCUCCUGUUAAUAUUCGAACGCCUUCUCCCGAUCCACAACAGCAACAAAAUAAUGUAUCUCCUACCUCUCCUACACAAAGCCAUUCGUCGCAAUACUAUCCACCAUCACCCCCAUCCACUAGCCACUAUGUGGCAGACAAACCAACAUCAUCAUCAUCCCAUGCAUCAUCAUCAUCAUCAUCACCCCUUUCAACGAAGCCUGGCCAAUCAUCGGCAGCAACCAACACACCUUCCACAGCAUCUCUUGUGCAAGCCAAACGCCGACGACGACGGCAAAAAAUGCAGGCGGUGACAAAGACGGUCGAAACCCGCGACUUUCCGUAUCAUGAUGACUACUUGUGGAAGAACAAUGGCAACACUGUUCACAAGGCAUCAGGAACAAAGAGCAUCUAUUAUAAAUGUGCCAAUCAUCCAAAGGGUUGUCCUGUCAACAAGACUGUGACAUUCAAGGAACAUGGUCAAUAUCUGAUCAAGUAUCGUGGAGAGCAUUUGAAUACAUGUCACCGAAUAAAGCGUGUUAUUGAUGUUUGA
Messenger RNA from Lichtheimia ornata, 825 nucleotides. RefSeq lists its product as uncharacterized. The coding region runs from base 1 to 825 and encodes 274 amino acids. The record is from RefSeq and is a predicted model, not a curated record. Gene Ontology annotation, molecular function: DNA-binding transcription factor activity; sequence-specific DNA binding. NCBI's taxonomy places the organism in Eukaryota, Fungi, Mucoromycota, Mucoromycetes, Mucorales, Lichtheimiaceae. The transcript has 2 exons. Gene Ontology annotation, biological process: regulation of DNA-templated transcription.